Cordyceps militaris CM01 is the source of this 1092-nucleotide messenger RNA. RefSeq names its product dimethylallyl tryptophan synthase GliD1. Lineage: Eukaryota; Fungi; Ascomycota; Sordariomycetes; Hypocreales; Cordycipitaceae. Gene Ontology annotation, biological process: alkaloid metabolic process. The coding region runs from base 1 to 1092 and encodes 363 amino acids. The transcript is spliced from 4 exons. Gene Ontology annotation, molecular function: prenyltransferase activity. The record is from RefSeq and is a predicted model, not a curated record.
AUGGCAAACGAAGUAUCUACGAAGUCUCAGAUGCCACCCAGCAAGGUCUGGGAGUCUUUAUCACUUUUGCUUCCGUCCCGCGAUGCGGAUUGCGAUUAUUGCUGGCAGUUGACAGGACAGCAUCUUGCUCACAUGGUGCAACUUGCUGGCUAUUCCAGUGAACGGCAAUACGAGGCCCUUCUCUUCCAUUACUACUGGAUAUGGAAUACUUCAGGGAGCCAGCCUGUUAUCCGCUACACCAUCGAGGCUAUGGGCCAGUUUACUGGGCGUCUUGUCGAUCCAUUGAACCAAGACGCGUCCCGAGAGCUGCUAUACCGCCUAAAGGAGGUCAUACCAAGCCUUGAUCUUACGUGGAACAAUCAUCUACUGGCAACACUUUACGACCACGACCGGUCUAAAUAUUCCAAAGAGAUCACUGCGGGUCAACCAUUUACUACUACCAUUCUGAUUGCAGUUGAGCUGAACCCCACGGGCCUAGGCGUCAAAACAUAUUAUAUUCCGCGCCGUCUUGGUCUGGGAUUAGAUCAGAUCCCUCUUGACGUAUGGAAGAAUGCUAUUGCUGGCAUAUGCGCAGAUGGUGGCGCCAGCACAAAGCUUUACGAUUUUUUGGACAAUCCUCAAAGCCAAACUCUCAGCCCCGCAAUGAUAGCCGUUGACAACAUCAAACCGGAACAUUCACGGCUCAAGUUCUACUUUCGGUCGCCACACUCAACAUUUGAUGCAAUCCAAGAGGUCAUGACACUCGGUGGACGGGUUCCAGCCCUCCCAGAACACUUGAAAAGCCUGCAGAGUCUACUAGCAUCCCUGGCCGGGACGACGGAUGCCCUUGCCCCGGAUGCCGAGCUUGACAUGAUGCCUCAACAGGCCACUCUGUCUCAAAAUAGCUCCGCCUAUGCGCCACUGGUUCUCCCAGGAUGCGGAUACUACUUUAAUAUCGCGUCUGAUCUGGAAUACCCCGAGAUUAAGGUCUUCAUCAACUUGUACGUUUACGGGUCAGACGAUCUCGUCUUAACGGAGCGCAUUUCGAAAUGGAUGAUUGAACAUGUAUGCAUCUAUGUUGGAAUGCCUUCUCCCGCACCGCAGCUUGGCUGA